AUGGCGGCGACGGCCGACGGAUGGCGAGGGAAACGCUGCUCCGACUCCAACUAUUUCGACGGUACGAUGACACACUGCGGAGAGCCAGGAUACACGCCUCCAUUCAUCGACCGCGAGUCUGUGUUUGUAUCGUCGAUUGCGAAUUGUCCGAGUAAAUAAGAAGUAGGGAAUUUAACGAUGGGAUACCAGCAAUGGCUAGGGAUAAUGCUUACGAGGAACCUUUGACUAUAGUCAAAGCUGGUCAAAGCGAGGAACGGAGUGGAAUGUAUGUGUAGUCAUUGAACUACAGUUCGGUGUUAGUUUGUUUGUUAGUUAUUUAAAGUGCAUUAUUAGUUGUUUUUUACAAUGUUUACAUUUAUUUAUUACAUAUUUCUUUGGGGACGGAGCCGUCCGACGAGCUAGCGUCGCUGUGGGCGAGAGGUGUUGGUGCGCGUGGCUGAGCAAAUAUACACGUUUCCGUUAUAAAUACUAAGACUUUAUCGUUAAUGAUCUUUAAUUUCUUUUCAAAAGAAAGGUUCCUUUUAAAUUUCCAAUUUAUUUUUAAACGAGAGACCAUCUCCUCUCGGGUCAAAUGUGACCCAAUAAUAAAAUGUAACACAUUGGAAUCUUUUAUACGAAAAUAAGUGAGAAAGUGACGGAGGAUUGGCAGUGUUUACAUCGAAUCGAUCGCAAAUUGGAGAACAUUCGGGGUGAAAAAAGGCUCGCACGCGUUCAGUGAGCUCCUCGAGCGCGUGCGUUGAACGCACACACGUGAACACCGUGGGUGAUCGCUUAUCCAACGUGACAACCGUAUCAUAACAACUUAUUGUACAAUACCGUGUUAUGCAUAUAUUUGUUACCGCGUGUUCCACUUUUCUCGAAGAAUGUCGUAGCUCUACAGAAAGCUGCUUUCAAAUUUUAGCCAAGCCAUCAGAAUGUCGUUCUUUGGUUGGAAAGGCGCACGGUCCGAAAACGCUGAGCAUACAGGACGCAAUUUGCAGGAUGGCCUAUUUCAAAUUGCCUCCCAAGCUUGCCACAUAUUAGUGCAAGUAAACAACACGCACAACGUUUCCUACGGCGGCAGCAACAACGUGAGAAACAUCGCGUACUCUAAAUGCUCCAGCAAAGAUGGUGACUCGAUAAAUGUCGCGAGUUGUUCCGUAAACAGAGGAACAGCUUCGACGGUUAAGUCCUACACGAAGUACGCGAAGGAAAGGGGCAAAGACCAGGAUGUGGUCGUCCUGUUGCCGCAUAGAAAGAACAGGACCGCCCUUGUCAAGCACAAAUUGUCCACUGUCUCCGAAAAUGCACGCCUAGAAGUGAACCCUUCGAAUUGUAGCGGUGGUGGCGGAGGCGUCGGGGGCAAUACCGGAGUUCCAGAUGACGACUUCGAGUUGUGGGACCAAUCCGGUUUCAUGCUCAGAAGCGACGCGGAUGACUCAAUAACGCAUGGCAAAUGGGGAGGGGCUCAAGGAUGGUGCAGGCCUAGCUGCAUUCCCAUCACGGUCAUCCUAAUUUUGAUAGUCUUGGUCGUUUUGCUGCCAUUGUUGGAUCACGCAGCGGACAAGUACGCGUCGAACAGCAGUAACGUUGGCUUCGACGCGAGCUGCAUGAGCGGUUGCAAUUUAUCUCUGGUAGAAAGUAUGCCGAUCGGUAUGAACUUCACCGAUAAUAACGUAGCCUUUGAGAGCACCUACGACUCUUGGGUGGGAUUGAUUGCGUUAGCGAGAGAGAAAAUAGAGAUAGCAUCGUUGUAUUGGAGCUUGAGAAGAGAGGACGUGUUCCCGGACGAUAGCGCCCAUCAGGGCGAGGAGAUCUUUCGGUUGCUUCUGGAGGCAGGUAGAGACCGGAACAUACUGCUAAAUAUAGCACAAAACAUGCCAACGCAAGCUAGUCCGAAUGUCGACACGGAAAUCUUGGCAAGGAAGGCCAAUGCUAAGGUGAGAAGCUUGAACUUUGCCGGAUUGCUCGGAGGCGGUGUCCUUCAUACGAAGUUAUGGCUCAUCGAUAGAACCCACGUUUACGUUGGUUCAGCGAAUAUGGAUUGGCGAUCGCUUACGCAAGUGAAGGAGCUUGGCCUAAUCGCUCUGAACUGCAGUUGCCUGGCGAACGACUAUGCCAAAAUUUUCGACGUACUGUGGGCAGUUGGCGAAGCCAAUAAAGUACCGCCUAUAUGGCCGGAUUCGGUCACCACGAAGAUCAACGUGAACAAUCCGAUGACAUUCACGUUAAUGGAAAAUAGAUAUCGCGCGUACAUCGCGAGCUCACCUCCGCCUUUCUCACCGAAGGGAAGAACCAACGACGUCGACGCUAUUCUUAACUGCAUCGAGAAAGCAGAGAAAUUUAUUUAUAUCGCGGUUAUGGACUAUUUUCCUCUGACUAUAUACACCGCGAAAAUCAAGUAUUGGCCAAUAAUAGACGACGCUUUGAGGACCGCAGCAAUCGAACGGAAGAUUCAAAUACGGCUGUUGAUCUCAUCCUGGAAGCACUCGAGGAAGUCGGAGGUCGCCUUUCUGAGAUCGUUGGUCGAGCUGACCGGCAGCUAUGCGGGCAUUAAAAUCGAAGUGAGAAGAUUCGUGGUUCCCACCAAUACAACCUUGGACAAAAUACCAUUCGCGAGAGUAAACCACAACAAGUAUAUGGUGACGGACGUGGCCGCCUACAUAGGGACCAGCAACUGGUCUGGAGAUUAUUUUACGAACACUGCAGGUAUAGGUACGGUGUUCGAGAGCGUCGGCGACGAAACGUCGGACAACCUCAGACGACAAUUGGAGGAUAUUUUCCACCGCGACUGGUACUCCGAAUACUCUUACGCUCUAAAUGGAAGUUUACCGAUCGCGGAAAGUCCGAUGAACGUGAUCGACGGCUAUCACUCGCGAUCCUCGCGCUACGUGUUCGCGUGACAACGUCGGUUUCGUCGACGGGCGUUUGACCAUCGAGGAAAAUGAAAAUCGAUCGUCGAUUAGCAUCGGAGGUGUUUCUUAAAUGUCACGUCUCUUUUAAUAAUUUCUCUUCAACUUCAACGAAACACUCGGCGAUGGGUUGUCUCCGUACACUCGGCAAAUAUCGUCUUCGAGCUUCGUACGUUUUGUUUGUUCCGCCUGCGUAACACCACACACACACAUACACAUUAAUAUGCCUACAACCACAUAGUCACGCAUACGCCGAUACAAAACGUGCGUCUUCCUUCAAUUUUUUCUUUACCGUCUUCGUUCUGUUUACGACUACUCGAAAACGUGCCGUCUCCGUCCAGCUCGUGAAUAUCUCCCAGCCAGGCACAAGAAACGUGCACACGUCGAACCUUAAACCUACGCGAGUAAUCUUACAUAAUGGACGUCCGUGUGCCUUGCCACAAGUGCCCUUGCAAAUGUUUUCCAAGAGAAAUCUCGCCUCGAGAGAUCAUCCGUCCGUAAGUAACGCGGUAAACCGACCACUCCGUAGAACGGUGCUAAAUAUCAGUAGUAAUUAGCACGCUUGCCAGCAUCUUCCCCUGACAAACGGAACGAUCCAGUUUGGUUUGGCCGUGAACUGAAACCGAUGUAUCCCAGUCGGCGCAUCGUGAAAUUUGGCCAAGAUGGUUGCGUUUGGGAAUUAACAGAGACGAAUGUACGUUACGCUACUUUUCGAUAUUUUACUGAACCUCUUCAACUAUUCCGUGUGAAAUUUCAUCCUCCGUGAGAUUCUUUUAGGACUUUUUCUAGAAUUUUUACGAAUAACGAUUGUAUACGAGUGAAAUCGAGAAGCUGCAAGAGGUACGCGUGGACUGUUUUUGUUAGGAACUGAGUCGGACGUUGAGAUGCGAAUGAAAGACUCAAAUACAAAGUUUAGGCGCAAUAGCAUUAAUAAGUAUUAAGAUAUGCACUGUCUGCGCGCGAGAAGAAUGCCACCCGCAACGAUGUAGAUUCCUCCAUUGUUUUUAUCACUGCAGGGUAGGGGCCUGUUGACUCUGGUGAAGCUAUCUUCUUAGAUUAUGCACCGACUAUAAAAUCUGCGGUCGUCCGUGACAUUCUUCUCGGGUGCAGACAGUAUGUCUGUUAAUACUGCGCCUGAAUGACAGGCCUUGAGUGGCCUGACUCAAUUUUGAAUAAAAUCAGGAGACGAAGGGUGUGAUAUCUCUGUAGCAUAAAUGGACAGUCAAUAGCGUAAAUUGAACAGAAAAUGGGGGUAUUUUAUAUAUACAUGUAUAUAUGUAUAAUAUCCCUAUUACCCCUAUAUAUAUCUGCGAUAAGUUUUAUCAAUAUUACGAGCAAAAAUGAUAGUAAUACAUUUUAGUGACGUCGUAAAUAAAUUACGAAACAAGUUAUAAUUAAAUGGUCAAUUCGCGUAUGUGACUGUAAAAAGUUUGACGGUUAUUAUGACGAAUCACCGUAUUUUUUAAGUUGAGUACAAAGUUAGCAUACACGAGACGUGUGGUAAGACGUUGUUGCAUGCGAAAUGGUCGUCUCCUUCCAUCGCAUGCCAGAGACGCGGAACUAUUGGAAAAUCUUAAUAUGCAAUCUCUUCGGUUAGAUUUCGUCGUUUCUCAAUGAUCUCGAGCGAUUACGUUGCUCCACUUUCGAGGAAUAAGAACUUUUCCCAUUUCAUUGUACACGCCCUCUCGUUGGUCUUCCUUAUGGUUAGAUCUUUACUGAUACUGUUAUCAUUUUUUGUUAAGCCGACAAAUAUAAAAGCAGUUAAAGUACCGUCAAGUUAAGACUUCAUGAAAUAUGUAGAUUCAUUGUAAUGGAGACCAGGUCGAAGAACUUAGAAGAUUGGCAUUUUAACAUAUAAUAACGAAAUGACGAUUAAAUAUUUCCACUUAAACUAAAGUUCCGAAUGGUUUAACAGAAAGACAGAAUUAAUUUCUAAGCCUAGUAAAUAUGAAUUCAGCUAGAUUGAAAAAUGAGUAUAAAAAGGAACGUUUAUUAAAUAACAAAAAAGGUGCGCUCGUUUAGAUCGUAUACAAUUGACGUUGAAUACAAGGAAAACAGAUUCUGUUACUUUUAAAUAUAAUGUUGAACAUUUUUUUGCGUCGCGUUAUGUCGUAUUUUCAUUUAAUUUGCACUAUUACCGACCAAUUUGAGUGCGCAUAAAGGAAUUGUCAGCACGCUUCAAUCAUCCUUGAUGUUCGUAAAAUAUGAAAUAUUACGUAACUAUACGCGAGCAGUCAUUGAGCACGCGUUGCAAAAAGUUCGUAAACUGCUCGUAGAACUUCUGCAAUAGAAGAUCAGAUAUUAAUCGCGUUUUUGUACGUAUCAGUAGCGUCAUGCGCGACAGAUUUUUUUCGAUCGAUGGAUAACGAGUAAGAACUUUAUACAAGAUCCAUUUCGCCGACUGAGUUAUUUGUACGAGCCGUAGGAACAAAUAUAUCUCAUGUUAACAAAUAAUAAUUCAGUUCUAUAUUAUAUAUGUCAAAUAUAUUUUCAAGCAUGCAAGUUACAAGCUCGACUGAUAUUUAAAAAAAUGGUACGCGUUUCGUCGAUCGUUAGAUACCUUUCAUCUGGAUGAGAACACCCGCCCCAAUCUCCUGUCCGAAAACCAAUGUCACGUCACGCAGUAACUUGUCUCGAUACGUAAUAUUCGCGAUCCUUUUUUCCCUACUUAUCUCGUGGUUGAUCUUUGCUUCCUAUCGUUGCGUAACGAUUCGCCUUUGCGUCUUGCCUUCGUAUUUCGUUCGUACUUCCGGUAACACGUGUACGUGUACGUAUGCACACGUGUACGCCAACACUUUUUUCUACCAUGGAGAGAAAAAAAAAGGAGUAUACGUGCGUGUAUGUAAAUAUAAACGUAUCCUCGCAUAGGUAAAUAGACGUGUAUCCGUAAUUAUUAUUAUCGUCUGUACUUGCAAAAUCUGACGAGCGUUAAACUCAUACGGAACGCGAUGGCGCCGAUAAUCGGUUGAGCGCGCACUUCAUAUCCAUAGGUUGACAAAUUUGCUCGUCGCAUAGCGAUAGUAAAUGCGCGAGAGAGAAACAUGUUGACAGUGGAAGAUUCUUAAGCAGGAACUUAAAUCUGAAUCAAUAUUUUCCUGGUUAAUUCUUUGGGGAAUCCCUAGCGAAAUUAGAAUACCGGUGUGAUGUCAUGCAGGUGGUUCACGAAAACACCCUAUUAUCCAUAACUAUCGACAUAAUUUUUAUGGAGAUAGAAGUGUACUAUAUAGAUAAUGUUAAACAUACUUUUUGUCCACGACCAUAGUUUUCUUAGCCGACUUCGAAAAGGAGGAGGUUACUCAAUUCGACAUGUAUACUUUUUUUUCUAUCCAAAAACGAGCGUAUCGAUUUGUGUAACAAUUCUGUAAACUCGUUUCUUAUGUAAAUACUAUUGACAGAUUUAUAGGAUCACUGUGACGUCUUCAUAUCUUGAACGAAUUGCCACAUCUAUUUACAUCUAUUCACAUAUCAAGCUUCUCUACGAAUAUUUAUAGCCAUUGUGUAUUCAUAUCGUUAUGUCUAUGUUAUGUGUAUCCCCCCAUUUAACUAAAUCUUGUUUUAAUUGUCAAAAGUGAUAAAGGAAAAUAGAUUCUUGUUUUUGUUUUGUUAAAAACAAAUCAACUAAAAAAUUGACCGAUUCCAAAAUAAUUCUGGUUUCAAGUCCCUGCUUUUAAAGAUGUGCGUGGGCCCCCCCAUUUGGGUCAAACUGUGUAUACGCUAGGGUGAUGAGCAAUUCCUAAAAAUAUAAUACAUACACACCAAACGAAAGGCGAUUGCAAAACGUUGUGUUUAAUGAUAUAUAAGUACAAUAGUAAUUGCUAGAGUUAGAAAUGCCGACAUGAUAGCCAGAGCUGGGUAAAAUGUUGAGAAAAAAUAUUUCAAACGCUAUUUUAAAUAAUAAAUGCUACACAGUUCAAAUAGAAUAAUGAUUCAAGUACGAUGCAUAAUACCAGCGUAUGAAAUAUUUUUAAAUAUUUAUUACUAAUAUACUAUCACGCUAUUUUUAUUUAGUACUAUAAAUAAUGUUUUACCAGCUCCAAGCUAAAGGUAGUAGCAUGCUCGACUCGCCAACACGUUCAACCGUUAGUACGGCAGUUUACUUUUUACAUUUUCGUUGUAUUUAUAGGAUUUUCAUGUACGGUCUUCGUUAGAACCUUAAACGCUGAACGUGUCUGAUACACGUGAACAGGCGUGAGCAGUUAUCAAUCGCAAAGAACACGUGUAGAGCCUCUUAUUUCACUCUAAAAGUAGGAAGACCUUUGCAAUCCAAAGAGGGCACAAAAAAAACCCAUUUUUAAUAAACAAAAAUUUGGGUAAAUUGAGAUUAAUAUUCUAAAAGAAUUUUUGUCUGCGUGUCUAAGGAGUAGAAAUUCUCUUUUCCUUUUGGGGAAGCAUCUUUAACAAAGUUUGGGACCCACCAUCCAUUUUCUUUAUUGUCCUCAGGUCUAACGUUUUCGUUUGUUUCCCAAAUCAGUUUACAUCGUACUAAAAAUAUCGCGGCGCGAUUCUUCAGCCGGUUUUUCUUUUUUAAAUUCGUCGAUAAAUUCUCGAAAACAAUUUUAUAUUUAAAAUUAAUUAACACUUAAAGUACACGAAAUUCAGAGAUAAAAUCUAAAUUCAGAAAUGCUCGCUGUUUUAUCAGUUUGAAAUUGUUGGAGACAUAAGUCAAGUAAAAUAUGGCGAAACAAAUGAAAAUAAUACAUUUAACCUCAAGUACACCUGAAGUAAAUAACAGAAUUUGAAACACGCGUACAAGUAACGCGGUAAUGCCACGUGUUCGUAUUCGUAAAUAUUCAGUUUAACAUGUAUUUAGUAAUUCGUGUGCACGUGAAAUAGAGGCUCUAUACUAUGUGGAUUAGUAUUAACAUAGCGAAGGAAAUGGUUACAAGUAAAUUAACACUUUGUGGUCGACGCAAAUCCAAGACUCUGUCUACUUAACAACGUUUUGUAUAACAAAUUAAACAUUUUAUUUAGCCACUGAGCGCAAAGUGUUAAACAAUUUCUGCAAGAAAUACUUUGUCUAAUUUUACGUACUAUAUACAUGUAAACGAUAAAUGUAAACGACUUAUAUUUUUUGUUUAAAAUAAUAAAAAGAAAUGAAAAUUCA
Molecule: messenger RNA, 7995 nt
Organism: Hylaeus volcanicus
Lineage: Eukaryota; Metazoa; Arthropoda; Insecta; Hymenoptera; Colletidae
Product: 5'-3' exonuclease PLD3-like
Exons: 13
Coding region: 915-2882 (655 amino acids)
Molecular function (GO): catalytic activity
Source: RefSeq, a predicted model, not a curated record